Messenger RNA from Lodderomyces pseudojiufengensis, 1407 nucleotides. RefSeq lists its product as uncharacterized. Lineage: Eukaryota; Fungi; Ascomycota; Pichiomycetes; Serinales; Debaryomycetaceae. The transcript has a single exon. The record is from RefSeq and is a predicted model, not a curated record. The coding region runs from base 1 to 1407 and encodes 468 amino acids.
AUGUCCACUAAUGAAGACACUGAUAAAACUCCCCUACUAUCUCAACAAGGAACCUCAGAAAAUGCACUCUCUCCAGCUACAUCCUCCUCAUCCAAACUGAACCCUAGCAAUAGUGCUGAAAAUACAGUCAAAACAAAAGCAUUAAUUCCAAAUCGUUUACCACCAAAAUCUUUAAAUAAUACGAAUUCGACAUCAUCAACUAAAAUCCAUUCAAAAAUUUCAAACUCAAAUAAGAUUGGCUUACAGAGGACUAGUAGAACUUCUCAAAAAUUAAAAUUGUUACCCGAAGAUCCAGAUUUCCAUAGCAUAAAUAACAAUGAUCAAGUCAACGCUGGCGAUGACGAUGAUGAUGAUGACGAAGAUGAUGACGAUGAAACAAGAAGUAAAAGACGUACGAGAGUGUAUUCCCAAGCUAAAAUGAUCACUGACUCAACUGCGAGAAAAGAUGCUGAAACAUUGGGGAAACUGCAUCGAGAUUUAUUACCAAGAGUUACAGCCUAUUGCACUUGUGCUUCCUAUAAAAUGAAGGACUUAUUAAGAUGGUUGAAAGACAGAAAAAGAAUCCAUAGUACAAGCCCAAAAUUAUUUGAUGAAUGUCUAUAUACACCUUUCGAAUAUAAAGAUUGGAGAGGUGAUAGUAAUGGUAAUAAUAACGAGGAAGAAGAUGGACAUAAAUUAAUACGAUUAGCAGAUGAAGGUGGUGAAAUAGAUAUUGGAAAGAAAUCAGAUAUCUUCAUAUUUGAGUAUGGUGUAGUCAUAAUGUGGGGUUACACUCAAAAGGAAGAGAUUUCUUUUUUGAGUGAUUUAGCAAAAUUCGAGAGUGAAAAAUUAUCAGAAGAAGAUAUUCAAAUUGAGGAAUUCAAUUACUAUAUCACGAAAUCAUAUCAACCAAGAAUUUAUAAUGAUUUUAUAACUUUGAGGGAUGAUGAUAAUUACAUGUUAAAAUUAUCCAUAUCUCAUGCAUUAGCUCAAUCUGUUAAAAUAUCAUUAUUCGAAGAAUUAGUAGACAAUACCAUAGAGGACACUCAGGAUAUACCGCAACAAAUAGCACAAACAGGUAAAGUUGAAAUGACAAGAGACGAAAUAAUGAAAUCAAUAGGUGAAUUAUUCAUCUUAAGAAUAAAUAUAAAUUUACAUGGAUCAGUACUAGAUUCACCAGAAUUGAUGUGGGCCGAACCUCAUUUGGAACCUAUUUAUCAAGCAACAAGAGGUUAUUUGGAAAUAAAUCAAAGAGUUGAAUUGUUGAAUCAAAGGUUGGAGGUUAUUUCGGAUCUCUUACAAAUGUUGAAAGAACAAUUGGGUCAUUCUCAUGAAGAGAAUUUGGAGUUCAUUGUGGUAGUAUUGGUAGGAGUUCAAGUUUUGGUCAGUAUAAUUAACAUUAUUAUUGAUGUUUUGACUUAUAAGUAA